This is a messenger RNA of Euleptes europaea (tarantolino), 442 nucleotides long. RefSeq names its product thiosulfate sulfurtransferase like domain containing 1 (gene TSTD1). Gene Ontology annotation, molecular function: thiosulfate-thiol sulfurtransferase activity. The record is from RefSeq and is a predicted model, not a curated record. The transcript has 4 exons. The coding region runs from base 1 to 429 and encodes 142 amino acids. Gene Ontology annotation, cellular component: cytoplasm. Lineage: Eukaryota; Metazoa; Chordata; Lepidosauria; Squamata; Sphaerodactylidae.
AUGGAAGCCCUGCGGAAGCUGGCGGCCCUGACUCUUGCACGCAGCCCAGGACGCGUCGCACGUGUGAACAUGAGCAUCGCGGACAGAGCAAAAGUCAUUUCCUAUGAGGAUAUAAAGAAGCUGGUGGCCAAAGGGGAGGCCCGGAUCUUUGAUGUGCGGUCGCCAGAAGAAGUAGCCAAUGGGAAAAUAGCCAAUUCUGUUAACAUUCCAGUUGUGGAGGUAGAAGAGGCUUUCAAAAUGGACCCGGAAACGUUUAAAAUGAAGUAUGGGGUGAAUAAGCCGCCGCUGGAUGACGAAAACGUGGUUUUCCACUGCCAGAUUGGCAAAAGAGGGGCCCGGGCCACAGAGAUAGCCGUGGCGCUCGGCUACGCCAAGGCUCGCAACUAUGCUGGAGGCUACAAGGAGUGGUCGGAGAAAGAAGGAAAGUGAGGUGUGAAAGAAC